UGUUAUACAUCACGCAAGGAUUUCCCUCUCUUUCUCUCCCAUUUAUAACAAAUCAACAGAAACCCUUCUUCUCUCUCCAUACUGCCCGCGCUCGCGCCUCUUCGAGAUCACGUCGUCCAAACCCUAGAUUCCGUCGCCGGGGCUGCGGCGGCUUUUCAGAGCUCCAAGGUCGUUUGGUGAGAUCGGAGAUGGCGGCGGCAGCAGAGGUAGCAGCACAGCCACCAGUUACUGCCGAAGUUGUUGGGAACGCAUUUGUGACUCAGUAUUAUCACAUUCUGCAUCUCUCGCCGGGGCUUGUUCAUCGGUUUUAUCAGGACGUAAGUAAGCUUGGUCGUCCAGAAGAGGAUGGCUCCAUGACCAUCACCACCACUAUGCAAGCCAUAAAUGAGAAGCUUCUUGCCCUCAACUAUGGUGAUUUCAGAUCAGAGAUUAAGUCAGUAGAUUCUCAAGAGUCCUUUAGAGGUGGAAUUAAUGUUCUACUAACUGGCUAUAUGACGGCGAAGGACAACUCAGGCCGCUAUUUUGCACAGUCUUUUUUCCUUGCACCUCAGGACAGGGGUUACUUUGUUUUGAAUGAUAUGUUUCGGUAUCUAGAUAGUUCCCCUUCGUACCCAGCCGUGGUCACUGAAAUUGUGGUGCUUACCUCUCCUGAGCCAGUUCCGGAGAAUAAUGUUCCUGCCUCUGAGAAUAAAACACCUCCCGCAGAAGAAGCUGUGGUAGGAGAAGUUUGCAAUCCAUCUGAGAAUGGUGAUGUGCCAAUUGUGGAAGAAGAAGCCCCGGUAGCUGAGGUUGUUGAUCAAGUAGAAGAUGACACAUGGAUGAUUGUUGAAUCCAGUGCCAGAGUUGAGGAAUUGAAGCACAAAGCACUUACUUGAAUCCAUCAGGUGUUGGACAAACUUAAGCUUGAAGAUUACAUUAAUUAGAUUUUUUUUCCUUUCCUUUUACAUUAGAAGUAUUUUUAGUAGAUGAUUCAAAGUGUAGUUAGAGACGAUACAAUUAGGGAUCUUAUAUCUUUUGAUGAGAUAUCAAA
Salvia miltiorrhiza (redroot sage) is the source of this 1030-nucleotide messenger RNA. RefSeq names its product nuclear transport factor 2-like. Gene Ontology annotation, molecular function: mRNA binding. The record is from RefSeq and is a predicted model, not a curated record. Gene Ontology annotation, cellular component: ribonucleoprotein complex; cytosol. The coding region runs from base 189 to 875 and encodes 228 amino acids. The transcript has 5 exons. NCBI's taxonomy places the organism in Eukaryota, Viridiplantae, Streptophyta, Magnoliopsida, Lamiales, Lamiaceae.